AUGGACCUGUGUUUGAAGUCAUCUUCACCAUUUUUGGGAAACUAUGAUUCUUGCUACGAAUCUUUCCGAGAGAAUGUGUCAUCGUGCCCUUGCGUAGAAGAUCAGACUCAAAAGGAACCGGGCGACGUCUCUAUACUAUCCAUUCUCCACGAUGUCAGUCAAAGCUAUGUUAUGUCUGGAGAUGGAUCAUCGAAAAUUUCCGCAGAGAUAGAAGAACAAAAGCGAGGCCAAGUCAUGUUCGCAAAACACGCGAUCAUAAAAGAAAAGCUUUAUCUUUUUGGAACCGGAACAAAGAUCGCGAUUCUCUUCGAAUGCAGCGUUAUUGAAAUCGCAGAAAAAUUAAUCUAUAAUCGCGAUGAACGAGCUGAGGCACUGUCCAUUACUGAAGGAUCUCAAGCUCUGAUAUGCUUUAGCGAAAAUUCCAAUGAGUGCGAGAUUUUUGAUGGGCGUACUUCUCGACGCACCCUGAAUUCCACUUUUACGCAUGAUCUUGGAGGCCUCGGCUAUUACAAAGGACAGCCAACAUCAGUCGGCUGCCAAAGUACGAACAAUAAGAAAACAGAGACUCUUACAGCUUCCGGAUGGACGACUCUUCCUGAUUUUCCAGAAAAUUACGCUAGCCAUAACCUAAUUGGCUUGAAAAAUGGUGGAAUGAUCCUUGUUGGUGGAUAUAAUGCAGUUGGAUAUUUUUCCCGAAUAUGGCAACUAAAAGACAAUAGGUGGACGAAACUUGGUGAUUUACAAACUGCACACGGUCUCGGGUCUGCAAUUUUUACGGGCAAUUCUAUCUACGUUUUUCCAGGAGGGCCGAAGACUGAAAACGAGCAUGCAAUUCAACGGAUCGAUUUUACUGCUGGAGAGGACUUCUUGCAAACACAGAUCAUCGGGUAUCAUUCUGGAUGGUACAAAUACCCAAUUCUUCUUGAAACAUCUGCUUAUUACUGUCGUUAUUAG
Molecule: messenger RNA, 954 nt
Organism: Oikopleura dioica
Lineage: Eukaryota; Metazoa; Chordata; Appendicularia; Copelata; Oikopleuridae
Source: the annotation of a GenBank genome assembly